AUGGAAUGUAUAUUCACAACCCAUUUUAGAGACAACAGGAAUAAAAUAGACAAAGUUAUCCGGCCACAUGAUCAUCUAUACAACAAUGAUUGGCUGGCGACCGAAUCAGACGAGUGUAGCCGAUCAUUAUCUAUCUGCCACGGUGCUCAGGAUCGAUCUAUCCAUCCAUCUGCCACAGUGCUCAGAAUUGGUGUAUCCAUCUAUCUGCCACGGUGCUCAGGAUCGAUCAAUCAUUGCCAUGAUGCAAUCUGUCAUGAUACUCAUUAUUUAUCAACUGUCAUGAUGCCCAGUGCCUAUCUAUUUAUCUAUAUAAUGAUGCUCAGGAUCUAUAUAAUAAUGCUUAACACAUAUCUCUGUGAUGAUGUUCCUGAUCUAUCUAUCUAUCUAUCUACGUGCUAUACUUUUUUCUCAUUUCUGUCUUCCUUUUUCUUUUCAUCUUUUGCCUUUUCUUACGCUUCUUUUUCCUCGUCACUUUACUUUCUUAGGUUUAUUAACGUUUUUGUUCUUUGCCUUUCUAUUUUCUUUAUUACAUUAUAUUUCGUACUUUUGUUUCGCCAUUCAUUCUUUUUGUUUUUGACUCUUCUUAGAGGCUUCUAUUUCCUUUCUCUUAUCUAUUUCCUUUAUGUUCGUCUUCUUUUUCCUUUUUUCUCUCAUGUUUUCUUUCUUUUCGUUUAA
Molecule: messenger RNA, 675 nt
Organism: Acanthosepion pharaonis
Lineage: Eukaryota; Metazoa; Mollusca; Cephalopoda; Sepiida; Sepiidae
Source: the annotation of a GenBank genome assembly